This is a messenger RNA of Drosophila willistoni, 1239 nucleotides long. RefSeq names its product nuclear pore glycoprotein p62 (gene Nup62). Bases 78 to 1211 code for a protein of 377 amino acids. Gene Ontology annotation, molecular function: structural constituent of nuclear pore; phospholipid binding. The record is from RefSeq and is a predicted model, not a curated record. Gene Ontology annotation, biological process: protein import into nucleus; RNA export from nucleus. NCBI's taxonomy places the organism in Eukaryota, Metazoa, Arthropoda, Insecta, Diptera, Drosophilidae. The transcript has a single exon. Gene Ontology annotation, cellular component: nuclear pore central transport channel; nuclear pore.
GUUUGGUCACAUUAAUUUAUCGUGCUUCUGGCGCAUUUCAUUAGUUUUUGUUUCUUAUUUUUAAUUGAGAGAAAUAAAUGUCAUUUCAAUUGCCAACGACUACCACAGCUCCGGCUGCUGCACCUGCGUUCUCCUUUGGACUAAAUACCUCAGCUGCAACAGCCGCAGUGCCGGCGGCAAAGCCAACGUUUUCAUUUGCCGCACCGGCAGCAACUGGAGUGCCCACACUUGGCGCCAAUCUAGGAGGAGGCGAUGCAGACGCUGCUAAGGUGGCUGCCCAGGCAGCACCUCCACCCUUCGGUGGCUUUGGACUGGGAGCAACCACGACGCCAGCUUUGGGAACUGUGACACCAGUGGCAACCACAUCGGCUGCAGCUCCAGCUGCCACACAGCUCUUUGGUGGUUUUAAGGCCCCGGCUGCAGCAGCACCAGCAGCAGUAAUAGCACCGGUGGUGGCAGCAACCACUACUGCAGCUCCUGCUCUUGCUCCACUGGUGUCGGCGCCUGCUCCCGUUGCUGUGGCUUCCACUUUGCCUGCAGUGGGUACCACUGCUCUCAAUGCAGCUGCAGUUCCAGCCACCACUGGAGGUUUUGCCAACCUUACUACAGAAACCAAAACCACGGACUCAUCAGCCGUCUCCACCACUACCCAAAUGUCGUACAAUCAACUGGAGGAUCAUAUCAACAAAUGGACACUUGAGUUCGAAGAGCAAGAGAAAAUCUUCACCGAACAGGCCACCCAAAUCAAUGCCUGGGAUAAGCUUCUAAUAAGCAACAACCUCAAAAUUGUCGAACUAAACGAUGCAGUACGUAAAGUAAAAAACGAUCAACAAGUGCUGGAUCAGGAACUGGAAUUUAUUGCCACCCAGCACAAAGAGCUCGAGGAGAGUUUGGGCCCCCUGGAAAAGGAAUUCAAUAGUUUGAAUCGUGACGAUGUGGAGCGCAAGCAAACGUAUCUAAUGGUUGAGAAUCUGGAUACCCAACUUAAGCAAAUGUCGGAGGAUCUCAAGGAGAUAAUUGAUAAUCUGAAUGAGGCCAACAAGGGGCAGGAUAACACCGAUCCCAUAAUCCAAAUUGGCAAGAUAUUAAAUGCCCACAUGAGCUCCCUGCAAUGGAUUGAGUCCCAGUCCACCAACAUAUGCAAGAAAUUGGAUGACAUUGGCAAGAUUCAAGAUAGCCAAAAAAGAGAAAUCUUUCGUCCUCCCUUCUAGAAUACAUAUACUUAUAUAUAAAUAUAGA